Molecule: messenger RNA, 3187 nt
Organism: Zootoca vivipara (common lizard)
Lineage: Eukaryota; Metazoa; Chordata; Lepidosauria; Squamata; Lacertidae
Source: RefSeq, a predicted model, not a curated record
AGGGGAAAUACCUCAUUGGGGCAGAGUGUGAAUGAGAUCCAGGCAGAACUGAGAUUAGCUGAAGAAUGGAACAUGGAAGCACCUUUCAGUGAUGCAGAAUUCUUGAUUUAGGGUAAAUUGUAUCAUAAUACUUUCUCACAUCCCAGAGAGUGAGCCAAUGUAGCCUGUUUAUUCUGCUUGCGUUUACUUGUCUUCAGAUGUCAACUUUACCUCUCCACAUGCAAAACUGACAAAGGUUUUUAAGACAACACAUAUUUGUUCCUGGACUGUGUAUAGUCCUGCACUCACAGGUCUUGUGGAUACACAAGACAAACUACUAAUAAUGUUAUUCUUUGCUCCUCCAGGAACAUAAUUUGUUGUUCAUAAAGUGCCUAAUAAUGCUAGCGCCUCAUCACAUAUGUGGUUGGUACAUAGGUUUUUUCAGUACAGUCAUACCUCAUGUUGCAUCCGCUUCAGAUUGCAUCUUUUCAGCUUGCGAACGUGGCAAACCCAGAAGCGUUCUGCACGGUUCACGCACAUGCAGAAGCGCUCUAUCACACUUCGUGCAUGUGCAGAAACGCUCUAUCGUGCUUUGUGCAUGCACAGAAGCACCACUCUGGUUGAGGAUUUUUCGGGGUGCGUACAGAUCAUGUCUGCAACCAGAGGUACCACUGUAGAUGGGAGCCACUAUUUCAUGUAUUGUUGGUCAAACCUUUUACCCUUUUUAAUAGUUGUAUCCUCUCUUUGAUUCCAGCUGCUCUUUCCUAUGGAGAAGAAAAGCGAUCUGUGGCUUCUCAGCUUCCCGCCACAGCCUGCUCUCCAUGACACUGUUUCAGUGAGGAAACUCAGGAGGGAUGAGUGCAGGAUACUCGCAGAAUCCUGUGAGGAAGAAAUUGGCCAAUUUAGAGGUUCUACCCAAAUGCAUCUCCCAACACCUCCCAGUGGGAGGUCCGACUACUGAAGAAGGAAUAUUUUUCAGUUUCAUUUCCUUCUCACCCUCACUUUUUUUUCACCUGGCGAAAUUUUGAGGUCUGUCCUCUUUAAACUUGUGCCUGUUCGUGCAGCCUCCACUUUGCGAAGGAAAAGCAGAAAGGUAAGUGUGGCGAGUGGUUGAUCUCCGCUCCGCAAGGAAGAAGGAGCAUCAGACGGGCUUGGCGUCGCAGCAAACAAAUCCAGCGCUCAUUCAAGAGAUCGAGGAGACUCGAAGCGCUGCCUGAACUUCGGGCAAGCCAAGGGGGAUGAGGGAUGCCCAGCACGAUAGGACUGAUACGUUUCCUCAGUGGGGCUUGGAGUGCUAAGGCUGCAAACCUAUACACGCUUACCUGGGAGUAAGCCCCAUAGAACUCAGUUGGGCUUACUUCUGAGUAGAGGCGUGUAGGAUUGAGUGGACCGUUGGAGCGAGAUUAGCAUUGGCUUCUCACUGUAAUGCUGCUUUUCUGUUGCUUCCCAUAGUAUGCUUUCCCUCCGUAUCAGGGAUUGGACAAGAAAAUAUCCUCUUCAGCUCUAUUCCAAGGGCCUUUUCCUUCCUUGAAGGUUUUUUGAGCAGAGGUUGGAUGGCCACCUGCCAUGGGCACUUUAAAUAUGGCUUUUCCUUUUCAGAAAUGGGAUCUGUCUAUUUGAAUUCCAUGUAAUUCUAGAUUUUGGUUGCGACUGUAAUGCUAGAAAAUUUUCUUUAAAUUGCCAUCACUUCUCUUGCUUUCAUUGAGUUUUUGAAAGUAUCUGAUACAUCUUGCUUUCUUUAUAGCAUGUCUGCUCUAGGUACUUCGGGUGAAGUUUUGGAAUGGUUCAGAGCCAAUAAAAUGCAGAUUUCUGCUGCUAUCAAAGACUUAUUUCCCUUUCUCUUUAUCCUGCGAGACAAGAAAAUAAUAUCUGAAGAGCAGUUUAAGAAUUGUUCUGAGCAGGUAUCGUCCAAUGCAAACGCUCUUCAUAGAGUGAUAUACAAUGUACUUGAAAGCAUUUCAAACAAUGUGUCAGCAGUAAAGGAGAUUUUCUGCCAAGAGAACCUGGAAGCAUAUCAAAAUUUAAAGCCAAUAUUUGAAAGCCUGGGAAAUGUUCUCCAGCGUGCUACAAAUAGCUCUACCACAGGACUUGGGAGCAAGAACAUACUCCAGGCAAAGAAGAACAAUUCUGAAUUCUCUGGACCGAAAGGUCUUCCCUUUCUCCCUACACCCAAGUUUGAUCAAGAAAUGUCAGAACUUUAUAAAAAAAAAUUUUUUUCAGAGGGAGAAGCCUCAACAAGCUAUCAAGGACUGAAAUUUGCUGGUGCGACAGAAAGCAUGGCAAAAAUGUCUCAAGGACCAACUAACACCUGCUUCAAAAUGGGUGGCGUUCCGAAAGGAAAAGGGAUACAAAAUAUUAAUAAAGGAAAGCCGAAUGUCCAGGGCUCAACAGUGAUUGUUACUUGUGGAAAAACUAAAGGUGUUUUAUAUAAGGAAAAAUUGGCAGCAGGAGCAGCACAGAAAUCUAUCAAGGGUUUUAAGGGAACAUGGUUCACACCACAAGAAUUUCUCACUGAAGGAGAAAUUGCAGGUACAAACUGGAGAAGAAGUAUCCGCUCUCAGGGGAUUACAUUAGAAUCAUUAAUAAAGGACGGCAUGCUACCUGAGCCAGCACGAGCUUCCCUGGGAAAAAAUAAGCCAGCAAAUGAUGGCAUAUGUGAAGUGUGUAUGGAAGAAGGGUCUGAUCUGUGCUGCUUUUCAUGCAAUAAAUCAUUUCAUUAUUCUUGCCAUGUUCCAGAAGAAUUGGUUAUGAAAAGGUUUUGGAAAUGCACCUUUUGCAAAUGGAAAGGUAACCUUUAUGUCAAAGAAGACCAGGUUUUAAAGGGGAAAAUGGCUGCCAAGGCAAAAAAUACAUGUGAGUUCUUGCUUCUAAAGAUCUGGUGUGAGCCUGAAGGUGCUGUUUUUGCUGAUGAACCUGUCAUAAUCCAAACACAUGAUGAUAACUGUCCAAAUAACCCCAUUUGGCUCAAGAGGAUAAAAGAGAAGCUGAAUAUAAACCAGUACGAAACAGUGGGGGAUUUCAUUGGAGAUAUGCGUCUGAUGUUCAGCAAUUUUCUGAAGUUUCAUCAAGGCCAGGAUGUCGCAGAAGAUGGAAGAAAGCUGCAAAAUGAAUUUGAAAAGAGCUUUCGGGAAGCUUUUUUUAUUCGUAAUUAACUGCUUGAGGGCAGCACAAAUUUACUAAACAACAAAAUAGUAAGAGCGACUCAACA